UCACAUAAGUUUUCUCUUCGUGAUUAUGUAAACGGAACGAUAUUGUGCUACAUUCGGAACUGAAUUUCUGAUUUAUCAGACUUGAUAUAUUAUCGUAAUUUCAAAUUUACAACUUGAUCAUAUCGGACUCCAUAACGCGUGUCUUACGAUUUAUUCCAGGAGCGAGAAAGAAUCCAACAAUGAUGCUCAGCAACCGUAUGCCAAUGUUUUUGCGGAUUGCUGUGCAAGAGCAAUGGCACCAGCAAAGAGGAAUGGCUACUCUGAAGGCAAUUUCUAUACGUUUGAAGUCUGUCAAGAAUAUUCAAAAGAUUACUCAAUCCAUGAAGAUGGUGUCAGCAGCCAAAUACAAUCGAGCAGAACGUGAUUUAAAGCAAGCUCGUCCUCUCGGUGUUGGCACAAAAGUGUUUUAUGAGCAGGCUGAGAUACAAGCACCGCCAGAGGAACCGAAGAAGCUCGUUAUUGCUGUAACUAGUGAUCGUGGCCUUUGCGGUGCUGUACAUACUGGUGUAUCUCGCAACAUUCGUGAUCGAUUAUUGGCUGAUCCUAAGGAACGUGAGGACACUAAGAUCAUAUGCAUUGGCGAGAAGUCUCGUGCCAUUCUUCAGCGGCAGUUCGCGAACAAUAUACUCUUCGUCGCGUCUGAGGUCGGCCGUAAACCACCUACAUUCAACGAUGCUGCCAAAAUAGCUAUACAGAUAUUGAACAGUGGUUAUUCCUUUGGCAGUGGACGUAUAGUGUACAACAGAUUUAAGUCUGUGGUAUCGUAUGCGAUUGAUGAUCUACCAUUGUUCGAUAAGAAUGCAGUAGUUACUGCGCCAAAAUUGUCGGUGUAUGAUUCGCUCGAUGAUGAGGUAAUACAGAGCUAUCUCGAGUUUUCUCUUGCCUCGCUGCUGUUUUACUCUAUGAAGGAAGGUGCCUGUAGCGAACAGUCCAGCCGUAUGACUGCCAUGGAUAAUGCCAGCAAGAACGCUGGCGAGAUGAUCGACAAACUCACUCUUACUUUCAACCGCACUCGACAAGCAGUGAUCACUAGGGAACUGAUCGAAAUUAUUUCUGGUGCUGCCGCUCUUGAUUAAAAAUGCUCCGGAGGAGAAAUUUAGUUUAUCGAUUUAUAGUGCCGGCAAAUAGGAAGAGAAUAUGUUGUUGGAAAAGAAGAAAUAACGAGGAGAUAAUCUUGUUAAGUCUGAUUUAUGGAGUAAUCAUUAACUUGUACUGGAACCGAUAAAGUUUAAUAUUAAGAUUUCAAUGCUUUUGUUCAUAAUAUAUAAUAAUCAUAAUAUAAUAAUUGUAUGAAAGCAUUGAAAUCCUAGAAUUGAACUUUAUUGGUUCCGAUCUCCACAAAUCAGAUUUUAACUGUCGAAAGAUCAAGUUUCCCAUUGACUUGGAUGAUGUUUAAAUCGUUGAAGUGUAUAAACAU
Mycetomoellerius zeteki is the source of this 1417-nucleotide messenger RNA. RefSeq names its product ATP synthase, gamma subunit (gene ATPsyngamma). The transcript is spliced from 3 exons. Gene Ontology annotation, biological process: proton motive force-driven ATP synthesis. NCBI's taxonomy places the organism in Eukaryota, Metazoa, Arthropoda, Insecta, Hymenoptera, Formicidae. The coding region runs from base 180 to 1076 and encodes 298 amino acids. Gene Ontology annotation, molecular function: proton-transporting ATP synthase activity, rotational mechanism. The record is from RefSeq and is a predicted model, not a curated record.